Molecule: messenger RNA, 2907 nt
Organism: Cordyceps militaris CM01
Lineage: Eukaryota; Fungi; Ascomycota; Sordariomycetes; Hypocreales; Cordycipitaceae
Exons: 2
Coding region: 1-2907 (968 amino acids)
Source: RefSeq, a predicted model, not a curated record
AUGAAUCGAUUCCGAACCAAGAAGCGAACCAAGGACGACGUGUCCGCCCCUCGUCCCUCUAUCGAGUCCGAAACGGCUGGCCCUUUCAAACUCUUUGGCAAAAAGAAGCUGCCCGAGAACGACUCGAAGCAAGAUUUAAAUCUCGAUGCCGCCCUUCCUUCCAGCGACGACUUCAGAACUAGUCUUCUCAUGACUGGUCUCUCGGCCCGAUUUUCCAUGCUACGAGAGCAAGACGACCCGCAUUCAAAGCUUGGUAAAGCCAGCGAUGAUAGCGUGCUCUUUCCGAAGCGCCAAUCGAGGCUUAUGGAUUUCGGGUAUGCUUCUGGCUUACAUGACAUAUCCGAGAUUGAAUCUCUGCAAGCCGCCUCACUUACUCGUGUCAAUUCAUCACAUGGCUAUGAAGACAAUGAUGCCGUCAACAUCAUGGAUCGGGCUCGACCAAACGACGGAAACAACCUGUUCGGCGGUCGCCAGAAGAUCUACCGCAUUGGUGCUGGCGCCAAGCCCGGAAAUAGCGGUAUGGGUGGCCGCAUUCUGUAUGAUGAGGACGUCGCCAGGUCAGCUUUUCAGAAGUGGAAGCAGUCGGAGAGAGGAAGGACCUCCUUUGAGGAUAGGGUCGAUGACACAUUGGAGUUCGACUCUGCCUUCGACUACAACAAGAAGCGCGCCACCAACUCAACAACAUCAUCUGCUGCGUCCAUUGGACGCUAUUCUACUGCAGCCACCUCCAUUGCGUCGCAAGUACCGUCAACAAAGGAUGGCCAUAACGCAAUCCCAUCAUCAGCGAGCAGCGUGGAGCGGAGUUUCACACGCACCAGGCGGCUAUACGAGCAAGGCUUGACGCAGGACCUACAGAACCAACAAUCCUCUGCUCUCUCCCGCAUAGACACGCUCUCCAAGUCUCACCGCAAUAAAGCCUCCCCGGAUGUUAUGCCGGUUCCCUCCCCAACAACUACGACCUUUGGCGAUCGCGUCAUGGAGAGACGUACAAUUUUGACCAAGGGAAGCGCACCUAAUCUGCGGUCUUUUACACCACCCAUCUCUGCCACCUCUCCUCAGCCACCAGCCGAACCUGUACCCAAAUUUACAACAGAGCAUAGACCCAACUUCGGUGUCAGCCCGCCUUUGAGUCCGCCCAUUAGCGAGGCAGACGACCAUCACCCAAUGCUGCCCAUUCAACCCAAUGAUAGGGGAAAAGCAACCGCUAUGGGUGUCUUCAACAGACCUGUCCAACAAUACGACGACUCUAAAUUUGCGCAACGCCAGCAGCAAAUGCGCAAAGGACGGGAUGCGUCGGAUACCCGGAGUCAGCCCGGCGGACGAUCCUCCCACGAUACCAGCCGAUCCCGCUCAUCGUCGAUGCAGCGAAGCCUCCGCGACCGUAUAGACGCUACUCCGAGCAAGUCUGAUCGUUUCGCCAAGAAGGAUUACCAGUCAACCUCAUUCUUUGACGAGAGCGAAGAUGUUUCUGGCCCCCACGGCUACUCUAGCUUUGCUACCUCGUUGGGCGCUCAGCUUAGUGUUGAACGCCCAAAUGACGAAGACCACCCCGCGUUCCGGAAGUCAGCCCUCCCAACUCCGCUUUCGUUAUCAUCCAGAGCAUCUGAUGAUAACUCAUCCGUGGAUGAUAAGGUUGACCUUAGCUCACGUCUGGCAGAUGAUCCCCCUGAGGACUCACCUACUCUGGGACCCGGAGUAAACACUGGACUGAGUGGGAUGGUUCGACACCAUCUCCGCAGUGAUAGUAAUACUUCCUCUAUAUAUGACAUGACUACCCAUACGCCGGACUUCAGUUUUCGUCAACAGUCUGGAACACCAGACUCCAAGCAACAGGGCUACCAUGGUCGCAAUACUAGCUGGGGACUUAGUGACAACGAGUUUGCAACGGAUAACGGCACGUGGACGCCAACUGCAAACCAUACUAAACCUGCAACCCGUGGGGAACAGGAUGAGUUCGCCAGACAUCUGGCAGAUGGGGCUCGACGAGUUCGCGAGAAACUGACGUCCUAUACUGAACCUGAUAAUGAACAGUCGUCGCCACCCAUGCCGCCCCCCGAGUCAGCCAAGGAGCUGGCUAGUGCCAGAAGCAAUGCACUUGGCAUCCUUCGCACCAAAUCAAGCCGGACGUCUCUAUUUGACCGUGGCCGUGACCGGGAUAGUGAUACUCGAUCAAAGAGUGGGAAAUCUCCUGCGCCUUCGAUUCGAAAGACAUCCGGUGAAGCCUCUCAGGAGGAACCUCCUGUACCGCUGCCCAAGGACGAGAACGUGCACGCUGGUUUAAAAGCUUUCCGCCAGGCCAGAAGAGAGCUUCAGAAGAUGAAGGAAAUGGAAAUCCAGCAGCGACAUGGCGGCUCCCCCCAAAAGCCCAGCCCGCGAGUCGACCAAACAGCAGCCCAGCGAACAUUCUCCCAGGACUCGUCCGCGUCUCCACCGCGGUACCAGCAAGCUUCACUCCCAGGGACGGGCCAAGCAGCUCCAGACAGAGAUCGCAGCGGCUCGGAAAGCAGCCGCGAUGGCCAUGGGCAACAAAGGCGAACGCUACCCCGUGGUAUCUCUACAUCGAGUGAUACCCGCUCCAUGAUGCCUUCGCAUCCCAACAGCCAGUUCUCGACGAUGAACAGGAAGCGAGACAUCUCCGAGCCUACAUACCUGCCUGAUACACGAUUUAAUCCGUCGAGUCUCCCCGGGGCCACGGUUUCAACUCCUAAUCUGCACGCUCCUCUCGGCGCGCCUCCACUGCCGCCUAUCAAUCCUCGUCGAAAGAACGGCCCGACUGGUCAUUAUCACCGCGGCGAGCUACGAGCGACCAAAACGCUGAACGUUCUCGCCACUACCCCCCUGCGCCCACUCACCGACCUCCCCUCCCCCAUGCCAACAUGUCGAGCAACAGCCUACCAGGAGGCAUGA